AUUUUUUCCCUCCCUAAUAAAUCAUUUAAUUGAUUAAUUAACCUUGGCCUCUUAAAAAAAAAAAAAAAUUGGCGUCUCAGCUUCCACUAUCUCUCUUUCUAAACCCUAAGCAUUUUGCUGAUUUCACUCUCGUUGUCUUGCAUCACCAUUCUUCAAUCUGUUCAUUGUGUUCCGAUCACAGCUAAGGUCACCGGAGAUGUCCCUAUCAACCUCUCCGACGCAUAAUAAUAGCUGUUAUACUUCCUUUUCAAUUUGGGGUUGCAGAAAAAGUGCUGACGUUGUGAAAUUCCCGAGUUUUAAGCAGAACGCUGCGUUGACUGAAGCACUUGUCACUUGAUAUGGCCCCAAAGAGGAAGCGCCCGAUGGCUGACAAAAAUCUGAAUAAAGGAAAAGCUUCUCUGAGUCAUCCAACUGUCCAACUUGCCAGGCAUCUAGCACAAAUGACUUCUCAAAUUCCACCAAGUUCUUCAUCACAUGCAAUAUCUCGUCCUGCUGAUCCACCUGCCUGGACAUCUGAUGUGAUACCUCCACCUUCAAUGGAAGGGGUACACUCACCAUGUACUUCACAACCAACAAACCUAGAUGCAGGACGUACCCUUGACAGGGCCCCAGAGAACAGAAGUGCUAUUCGCAGAAAGUUUGGUAGGCAGCAGACGGCAGACAAAGAUCAAAUUAAAGGAAAAGCUUCUGAGAGUCAUCCAUCAAUGCAACAUAGUAGACGUUCAGCACAAAUGACUUCCCAAAUUCCACAAUGUGCUUCAUCACAUGCAAUAUCUCGUCCUACUGAUCCAGCAGCUAGGAUAUCUGAUGUGAUACCACCACCUUCAGUGGAUGGGAUACACUCACCAUGUAUUUCACAACGGACAAAUCCAUAUGCAGGACAUACUUUUGACAUGGCCCCAAAGAAGCGGAGUGGUGUUCGCCGAAAGGUUGGUAAGUGGCAGAUGGCAGACAAAGAUCAUAAUAAAGGGAAAGCUUUUAAGAGUUAUCCAACAAAACAACGUACUACACAUCUAGCGCAGAAGGCUUCUCAAAAUCCACCAUGUGCUUCACAACCAACAAAUUCAAUGGAAGGGGCUCACUCUCCUGCAAGGACAUCUAAUGAGACACCUCCACCAUCAGUGGAAGGUGCACACUCACCACGUACUUCACAACCAAUAAAUUCAGAUGGAGGACGUACACGUAGAUCAUUUACUGCAUUAGAGACACAAAUCAAUGAUGGCAAGCCAAUUUUAUACCUUGAUGGACAAGGAUUCUUACCUUCACGUCCUGCUGCAAAUGGGAUUGGGGAUAUCGUCAAGAGUUAUUUUACUGAUCCCUGGCCAUCAUGGAAGAAGAUACCAAGUGGCACAAGAGACUUGUGGUUCGAAGAGUUUAUGGGAAAGUAUUCUGUUUUCCCACCAGAUUACCAUUGGGCAAAAAAGAAUUUUGAAAUGCGAGGGACAAUAUUUUUGAAAAAUAAUCUAAAUAAGGCUCGAACAACAAUGAAUAAACCAGAUUGGAUUAAAGAUGGUGUCUGGGAGAGAUUGUGUGAGCAUUGGAGUUCUGAAGGAUUCAAAAAGAAGAGCAUCCAAGCAAAAACGAAUAGGGCAUCUAACUGUGGAGCAUCUCACACUGGUGGCUCAAUUACCACAUCUCAGCAUAGAGCUAAUAUGAUGAAAGAGACUGGCACCCUCCCUACUCCAUUGGAGUUGUUUCGUCGCAUGCACCAACAUAAGGACAAUACAUGGGUGGAUAGGAGAUCACAACAUUUAAAUGAGGUAUUUACGCGCACAUUGAAACAAUUGACAAAAAGAGCACUUGCACAAGGAAAACCUCCACCAAGUGAGUCAGAUGUAUGGUGCGAUGUAGCUAGAUCAAAGAAAGGGAAAAUAUAUGGGCUUGGAAUGCAACCUAAAAUAAUGGCAUUAUCUCCUUGCUAUCAUGGCUCAUCUUCUUCAUCUACGGAGUGGGUAAAAAAACAAGAGUUUGAUGAAUUGAGAAAAGAGAUGGAAGAAGUUAGAAAUGAAAGAGAUAAGCUUGAAGCCAGAUUUGCAAACACUGAGAGGCUUCUUGAGCAUAACAAUGCUUUGAUACGAGAAUUGAUGGAAAGCAAUGAACACGCCCGCUACUAUAGAGGAAAGUCAAGAUGAAGGUGACGAGGAGUCACUAAGUGAACCAUAGUGAUACCAGAAUUGAUACUAGUUCAUCUUUAAUGUAAUUAUGUCCCAUAUGGCAAAUGUUUUGUACUUUGGAUAUUCAAAUCUUCUACUUUAUCGUGUUAGUAUCUUUUGUCAGAUAUGUCUAUUGACUAGGCGUCUGCAAAAAAUCUAAAUUGAUCUGAACCGAUCCAUAAUUAA
This is a messenger RNA of Cajanus cajan (pigeon pea), 2339 nucleotides long. RefSeq lists its product as uncharacterized. The record is from RefSeq and is a predicted model, not a curated record. NCBI's taxonomy places the organism in Eukaryota, Viridiplantae, Streptophyta, Magnoliopsida, Fabales, Fabaceae.